Messenger RNA from Racocetra persica, 342 nucleotides. NCBI's taxonomy places the organism in Eukaryota, Fungi, Glomeromycota, Glomeromycetes, Diversisporales, Gigasporaceae. The record is from the annotation of a GenBank genome assembly.
AUACGAAUCCUCCUUCAACCAAUGUUAACUAUAUUAGUAUUGAUUCUGAAUCAUCAACAAACUCUAAUUUACCAAAUGAUGAUUCUAACUAUUUAUUACCAAAUAAUAAAAAUUUGAAUCAGGAACCAAAUAAUAAAAAUUCAAAUCAGCAUUUGAGAUUAGAAGCAAAAGUUAUUAUUAAUGUUAAAAGUUCUACAUUGAUGCUUGCAAAACUGUUUAUAUUUAAUUCAUAUAGAUUUGAUACAUUUCAUUAUGACCUUAUUCAACAUAUUCAUAAGCAUCUUAAUAAUAACAAGGUUGAUAAAGAUAAUAUUGAAAUUACUUACAAAGUAAACGGACAUG